Messenger RNA from Dermochelys coriacea (leatherback sea turtle), 2714 nucleotides. RefSeq names its product ring finger protein, transmembrane 1 (gene RNFT1). Gene Ontology annotation, biological process: positive regulation of ERAD pathway. Bases 568 to 1833 code for a protein of 421 amino acids. Gene Ontology annotation, cellular component: endoplasmic reticulum. Gene Ontology annotation, molecular function: ubiquitin protein ligase activity. NCBI's taxonomy places the organism in Eukaryota, Metazoa, Chordata, Testudines, Dermochelyidae. The record is from RefSeq and is a predicted model, not a curated record. The transcript has 9 exons.
CUCAGAUUUCUUGCUCUAACCAUUGGACCACUCUUUACUGUCUGCAGUUGCCUUUGGACCUAGAUUCUCUACCAACCCUAACCCAGUCCCACACAUUUGCUCUUUAUUUCCUGCUUUCUUCUCCCCCCAGGAUUACAUUGCCUAUGCAAAGCCCCCAUAUGGUCCAGGCUUUUCCCAGUGCCUUUUAAAAAGUGGAUUAACCUGGUUCCACUCACUUCCCCGACAGGAUAAUCUCUUUUGGUAAUCCCGUAAUGGCAUUCUGUUUUCAGUACUCACUGGAUUUUGAUUAGACUCGUCUGUGUCUAAAUACGUGCCAUUUUAUGGAUGCUUAAAUGUGCAGGUCCCAUCCCCCACCUUUAUUAUUUCCUUCUUAAUCUCAUGAUGGUUCCCCACUUUUUUCUAUAAACAUAUAUAUCAUGUUAAAACUUCCGCUGUACAAGCUAGUGCCUGUCUCCUCCUAUUCAGCUGGGUGCUUUCUAAUUUUCAGUGUAGCUUUGGCUGUUCCAGACUGUAUGUGUGGCAGCCCAUUGAGGGUUACAGUAUACAUCAUUGAAUGAGAGUAAGUUAAUGGAUGCUGUGAGCAAUUCACACAGAGGCUUCUCAUUAAGGAGACAUAGCAGUGAGACAAAAGAAUCUGGACCAGAGAAAGAUCAAUUCAACGCCAUGCAAUCAAAUUGCACUCAUCUCCACAAUGCCCCUGGAAGUGGUGAUGUUCCCUCGUCUUCUCAGAGUGCCUAUACAGCAGGGCUGCCAGGAGAAGGCUCUUGCCACCAUACUGGAGAUGUUCACAUCCAGCUAAGUUCUGCCUUGGGAGAAGCUGGGGAAAACCCCAGUUUCAGGCACAUUCGAUCAGGUUCCCAGGGCCGUUCACAUGGCCACUCCCACAAUGAAGCGAGGGGGUCUGAAGAUUCCACCUUAGAUUCAGAGGAACACAGUGGCAGCUCCAUCUCUGAGCUCAGAUAUCUCCUCCAGUGGCUGCACAAAAGUCUUCCAUACAUCUUGAUUCUGUGUAUCAAACUGACCAUGCAGCAUAUAAUCGGCAUUUCUCUUGGAAUUGGGCUGCUAACAACUUUUAUGUAUGCAAACAAAAGCAUUGUAAAUCAGGUUUUUCUAAGAGAAAGGUGCUCCAAGUUGCAAUGUGCUUGGGUACUGAUAUUCCUAACCGGGUCAUCUCUCCUCUUGUAUUAUACCUUUCACUCUCAGUCACUUUAUUACAGCUUAAUCUUUUUAAAACCUACUGUGGAUUUUAUGAACUUCUGGGAGGUACUUUGGAUCGUGGGAAUCACAGACUUUAUUCUGAAAUUCCUUUUCAUGGACUUCAAAUGCUUUAUUCUCUUGGUGCCUUCUUUUAUGAUGUCUUUUAAAUCCAAGGGCUACUGGUAUAUGCUGUUAGAAGAAUUCUGCCAGUAUUACCGUACAUUCGUCCCCAUACCAAUUUGGUUUCGUUAUCUUAUUGGCUAUAGGGAGCUGGACAAUGUACUGGGGUGGAGUCUUGGUGUAUUGCUAGGUCUGAUCUACUUCAUCCUAAAACUUUUGAGCCUUUUUGGACAUCUGAGAAACUUUAGACAGGUUUUGCGGAUAUUUUGUACACAACCACACUAUGGGGUGACAGCUAGCAAGAGACAGUGUUCUGAAGCAGAUGAUAUUUGUUCAAUAUGCCAAGCUGAAUUUCAAAAGCCUAUUCUUCUAAUCUGUCAGCACAUAUUUUGUGAAGAAUGCAUCUCUUUAUGGUUCAAUAGAGAGAAAACAUGUCCACUGUGCAGAACUAUUAUUUCAGACCAUGUUAACAAAUGGAAGGAUGGAGCCACUUCUGUGCAUCUACAGAUUUAUUAAAACAUGUCAUACUUUUACUUUUUUUACAGUGUACAUUCAUUUGAAUAAAUGUUUUGCAGUUUAAUGUGGAUACUACUGUGGAUGGUAAAGGGACUGUGUUUAAGAUUAGCAAAGGACUAUCUAAGAUCCUCAAGUACUUCUAUCAAAUGUUCUAAAAUUUGAGUUUAUUAAAACAUAGCAUAAAUUGAAAACUGCCUUUUCAUAGAUUAAUUCUAAAAUUUAAGAUUUUUUUUAAUGUUCAAAAUCCAACACUAUGUUGAUUUUUCAUAAUAUUUCAGAGAAAUGGUCAAGUAUUAGAAAAUGCUGCACUGUUACUUAGAGCAACUGCUUCACUCAUUGUUUUACAUGAACAUCUACAAUAGUUGCAGUGUUCCAAAUUGCAUUUAUUCUUGUAUGACUUUACCAAACACAGCAGCUAGAGAUGUGGGCUAUGAUCUUGGGAUGCUGAGCACAGACAACUCCUGUGGACUUGAGUGGGAGUUGCAGAGCUACUCAUUACACUCAAAGAGUAGGCCUUUUAAUGCUGAACCUGAUAGUUCAGAAAAAUGAGCCCUCUUUUUUUUCCCAUGUUAGACCUAUGUCAUUAACUGUUUUUCAUUACAUUUUGAGGAAUAUCAUAAGAAUUUCCCCACUUAGGUCCAUUGCAGAUCUAUAAGAAUCGUUCUCCAUCUUAUGCUUAUCAUAUAAAUUACCCAACCACCGCUGGAAGUUUUUUACUUAAUAUUUUAUAAAGUUUGUAUUUUUAAAGCAAAUCUUAAUACUAUAUUUUUGUCAAAUAUAUCAGGUAACCAAAUUUUCUUAGAGGGGAGAAUCUAUUUUAUAUUAUAUAUACAAUUUGUAGUGUGCAUAGACUAUAGAGAAUAAAUGCAGUUUAAAUUCUU